UUAGCUGUAUACAACAAGAUGCAGGAGUCUCUGGAAGUGACCCUUCCCAGCAAGCAAGAGGAGGAUGAGAAAGACCAGCCUGCAGAAAUGGAGUACCUUAACUCUCGCUGCGUCCUUUUCACUUACUUCCAGGGAGAUAUUGGUUCAGUUGUGGAUGAACACUUUUCAAGAGCUUUGAGCCAAGCCAGUAGCUUCAAUCCAGAAACUGCCCUUACCAAGAGUAAGGCAGGGCUAAGUCCUCUGUGGAGAGAAAGCUCAACAAUUUCAAGCCAAAGGAGCAGUUUCCCAACUUCAUUUUGGACCAGCUCUUAUCAGCCUCCACCUCCACCAUGCUUAAGUGGAGUACACCACGAUUUCCCCGUUACUGCACCAGGCACCUUCCCAACACCAGAUCCCAGCAGCUGGCCAGGACACGGCCUUCAUCAAACUGCCCCACCUCCUCCCCCUGCUGCAUCCGAAUCCUGGCAUUAUCCUUUAGCAUCUCAGGUGAGCCCUUCGUAUGCACACAUGCACGACAUGUACAUGCAUCGCCAUCACCCUCAUCCACACAUGCACCAUCACCAUCCCAGCUCACACCGUGACCCCCGGUACGGGUCCCUGCUGAUGCCUUCAGUCCGUGCAGCCAGGAUUCCUGCUCCCCAGUGUGACGUGACAAAGACAGAUCCCGCUGCUGUCACCAGCGCUACCUCAGCAUGGGCUGGAGCCUUUCAUGGAACGGUGGACAUUGUGCCAAGUUUUGGGUUUGACACAGGUCUACAGCAUCAGGACAAGAACAAGGAAACUUCUUGGUUCUGAAGCUCAGAUAAAUUAAGACCAGCUAGAGCUGGAGUCAGCGCAGCUGGGCGGGUGAUAUAACAGUCGUUGACUCCUCCAUGGGGCAAAGGACACACAUGAAGAUGAAGAGCCAACCAUUCUGGUUUUGCUAUUGAGCCUUUUGUUUGUAAGGCCGUUUAUGGGUCCCACAGUGUUGGAAAAAAACAAUACCCUAACUUUUCUUUCUUUCCUCAUCUGAGCCUGCUGCAGCUGGGCAACCUAACUCCUUUCUGCUCCUUUAACAGUGUUUCGUUUCGUUCAGCUUGAUAUUUUUUGAACAGUCUCAAUUGUCAGGAAAAAGACUCUCCGUUGACUACAGUGCGCCUCCUUUCAGGAAUACAGUAUUUUGUAGCUCUUUGUGCGUCUAUUUUUGUAGAAAUACAGAAAGUUUGGGUAAGGAUCGAUGGGCUAUUUUAGGAUGACAUAUUUUUUUAAAAAAAAUUGUAAAAUUGUUAAGUUCUGUUUAAAGAACUUGCUCUCAGAGAAGCACUGGCAAAAAAAAAAAAGAAGUAUAAAAUGCUAUUUUUAGAUGUCUGUGAUGUGUUUGUGCAUUUUGGUUUUUUCGUUUGUUACCUCAAAUGUCUGUCUAUCCUUUCUAUUUGAAGACCUAAACCUUCCUUCUUUCCACAUUACUAGAUUUUGAUGUUUUUGUCCUAUUGUUCUAGCUUGAGCAAGUAGAAUUCGCGCCUAAAGUUUCAGCCAAAUAUUUUUCCUGGAGUUAGAUUGCAGUAAGGGUGUUUUUGUUUUCUUGCUUCUAAAGGUGGCUUUGUGCUGUGCUGAUUGUCAGAAACUUGCAAACAGCUUUAGCAUGGGGCAAAGCUUGGGGUUAUAGGCACUGUAUUUCCAACCCAUCCAUUCUUUCAAAAUGGACCAAAUACUCCUACGGAUUUAAAUCAGAGUUGAGUUUGGGCCGCAUCUAUGAUCCAUUGAAGCUGUUCCAUUGAACACAGUAGCCUGUGGGUUAUGUUUCAGGCCGUCAUAGUGCUCGUGAAUGUCAGGAUACUCCGUAUUUUAACUCAAGAGGCAGGACUUUCAGCUAAGCCAUUUCAAGGGUGGUAACUUCUAACAUCAGUGUUCAGGAAAGAAAUGUCAGUUUUAUAAAAGUGUGUGACUUGUGGAAACAAAAUAUUUCCAACUGGCCUGAUCUGUCUGCUGAGCACCUCAAGGGAAGCACUGAAACUUUCAACUCCUGUUGACUUCAAAAACUGUUUGUCUAACCUAAGAUUUGCUGUGAGCCUUACGAGACCCCAGCUGCAGCUCUUGAACUUUUAAGAACUUGCAUGUUUUCA
Strigops habroptila (Kakapo) is the source of this 2102-nucleotide messenger RNA. RefSeq names its product vestigial like family member 3 (gene VGLL3). Gene Ontology annotation, cellular component: nucleus. Gene Ontology annotation, biological process: regulation of transcription by RNA polymerase II. NCBI's taxonomy places the organism in Eukaryota, Metazoa, Chordata, Aves, Psittaciformes, Psittacidae. The transcript is spliced from 3 exons. The coding region runs from base 19 to 795 and encodes 258 amino acids. The record is from RefSeq and is a predicted model, not a curated record.